GCCUCUCACCGGCGACGUAUUCCCUGUUCCCAAUCGGCCCUCUUCCUAUCAAAAAAAAAAAAAAUAAAAAUAAAAAUAAAAAAUAAAACAUAGGGCUAGGGUUUCCUGUCAAAACCCUCAAUUUCACUCAAAAUCUACGGUUAGGGUUUCCGAUGGACGACGUUGAAGACGACGCUCGAUAUGCACACAAUCGCCAUCACCCAACUCACCCCCAAUUCCCCCGAAACUUCACUGAUCAAGAGGACGACGACGAUUACGAAUCGAAUUCAGACGGGAUCAAGAGCGACAACGAAGGUGAAGGAGCGAACGGCGUCGACGACGACGACGACGACUCGUCCAUGGAGAGCCGAGGGAAGCGUCGAAAGCUCGAUAACUUCGAAUUCGUCCCUCGAAAGCCGCCGCCUUUGUCGGUUGUCGCCAAUUUGAAGAGCUCUGGGGUCAAGAAUUCGCCUCCGGAUUGGUCGGAAGAUUCGACCUUUGUUCUUCUUGAUGCCUGGGGCGAUCCUUUUGUAAAGAAUGGAGGGAAAUCACUUCGAUGUGAUGAGUGGAUCGAGGUCGCGAAGAAAGUUAACCAGGAUUCGAGGAUCACUAGAUCGGAUUCGCAGUGUCGAAAUCGGUUGGACACUUUGAAGAAGAAGUAUAAGAAGGAGAAAGCUAGAAUGGCGGAGAUUCCAAAUUUUAAGAGUGACUGGAUUUACUUCAAAAAGAUGGAUUCUUUGAUGUCAUCUCCAUCUCCGGCGCCAGCUCAAGUGACAAGGAGUUCACCGUUGAGGUUGACGUGCGGGGUGGAUGCAGGUGAAUAUGUGUUUUCGAAUUCUAGGGUUUACUUGAACCGAGCUAAUGCGAUGGAUGAGAUGAGAGAUAGUCCAGGGGAUACUGGAACUGAUGAUGAGGAGGGUGGCGAUGAUGAUGAUGGUAAUGAGUCCGAUGGGCUUCCGCCAACAAUGAGUGAGAAGAAGAGGAGAGGAGGGUCGGGGUCAUUUCCGUCUUCGGCGUUUAAGAUGUUGGCGGAUUCGAUACAGAAGUUCAGUGAGGUUUAUGAGAAGAUUGAGAGCAAUAAGAGGCAGCAGAUGGUGGAGUUAGAGAGGAUGAGGAAGGAGUUUCAUAGGGAUUUGGAGGUGCAGAAGAGGCAGAUACUGGAGAGGGCGCAGGUGGAGAUUGAAAGGAUUAGACAGGAGGAAGGAGAAGAGGAGGAGGAGGAGGAGGAAGAAGAAGAAAGGAUGGUUGGAGCGGGUGAUGGUGAUGAGGACGAAGAGAUGAAUGGUUCUGCUGAGAACUUGAGCAGCUAAGAUUCAUCUUCAUCCAUCUUCUUCGCAUCUACGCUCACGAUUCAAUCAUAGAAUCAUGGGCAUUUAUCAUCCACUCCAGCGAUCGGGAGUAGAUUACUGAAACAUUUGUAUUCAAGCAGGAGCAUGUAUUGGAUCUGCAUGUGAAAUUGGAAUUGACAAUUGGCUGGUAAAUAGUGUAAUUGAAUGCCGUUGCCAGGGCUUCAAGCAGACAAAAUUGCGGAUAAAGGUGUAACAAUUAAGUACGUAUGUAAUUGGAGAAGUCAUUUAUGAUAGUGCUAGUUUCUGAAUAAUACAAUUAUAUGAUGAUUUUUAUGAAUUUGACAUGACUUAGUUGCUGUU
Molecule: messenger RNA, 1628 nt
Organism: Asparagus officinalis (garden asparagus)
Lineage: Eukaryota; Viridiplantae; Streptophyta; Magnoliopsida; Asparagales; Asparagaceae
Product: trihelix transcription factor ASIL2-like
Exons: 2
Coding region: 153-1289 (378 amino acids)
Cellular component (GO): nucleus
Molecular function (GO): transcription cis-regulatory region binding
Source: RefSeq, a predicted model, not a curated record